UGCGCAUGCGCACCGAGGCAUAAUUAUGCUAGGCAGCGUGCAGUGUGCAAAACGUACGUAUGAAACAGGAAAGUGAAUCAUCUAUGGCGUCCAGCUAGUACAGUGUGCAGUGUGCAAAACGUACGUAUGAAAGUGUAUCAUCUAUGGCGUCCAAGCCCAACACAGAGUCUGAGCGUGAUAUAGAAAAUCAAAUGGACGUACUUAUUCAAGGUGCGCAAACAAGCAAUGAAAAGGUAGGUGACUGCACAUACCAGACAGAUGACAAUACUGUUCAAGAGCAAACACUCAAAGAUGUGGGUUCAAAAAGUCAGACCAUCAGGCCGAGAAACAUCAAACACGAACCUACUAAAAAGCCAAAAGAAUAUCCUAAAAAACGAAAAUUGGCAAAAGAAACACUUCCUCCAUCUAUAGAACUUGUCACACAUGAUCAACACAGCAAAUCAAUUGUCGUGAACCCGGAAGCUAAAAAACUUUUACAUGCUAUUAGAAAACCGGUUGCUGUUCUGAGCAUAUGUGGCCCUUAUAGAACCGGAAAGUCGUACUUCUUGUCACAAGUGCUAGGUGGAGAUGAUUUCGAAGUGACCCAUUCCAGGGAUCCAUGCACCAAAGGAAUCUGGAUGUCCACCAAUGUAUUAGAAUUUGAUGACCACGUCCUAAUACUACUCGAUACUGAGGGUACAGAUGCUGCUCAGGCAAGUGAGAGCUCAUCCAGAGAGGAAGUGAUGAGCUACCUCAUUCUCGUCACCCUACUGAGCUCUUGUUUGAUAUACAACACCAAGGGUGGAGCAUUUAAUGAAUCAGAUAUCCAGCAAAUGAGCUGCUUUGCAAAGUUAUCUCAAUCAUUCUUGAUAAGUGAACCUCUCCAACACGAUGACUUGCAUGAGAGCUAUCUUAAGGAUCACUUACCGAAUUUCCUAUGGCUGAUGAGAGAUUCCGAUCUCGAAUGCAAAGAUGACAAUGGUCAAAAAAUGUCAGCUACUGAUUAUGUCCUCCAAAAGAUCUUAGUGACAAAGAGUAAAGGUGAUACGGCACUAAGCAUUAGAGACAGAGCUGUCAGGAGUGUACGAGCAAUUUUCCCCAAAAUCGAAUGCCUGGAUAUUCCAUCACCAGGUCGAGGCAUUUCUAAACCGGGCUUCGACAUUUACCCAGAUUUUUAUACGAGUAUAGACUCAGCUAAGCAACAUGUAGUCAGCAACACACCAGUGAAGCUAGGUUUUAAUAGAUCUACAGUUUUGGAUGGACCAAUGCUGGCUGCUUUACUUGAUGAGUAUGUGCAAGCUCUCAAUAAACCAGGCACUCUUCCAAACCUCGAGGAUAGCUAUCAGAAGGUACUUGAAGUAACACUAACAGAAACAUCACAUGACCUAGCCAAAAAAUACAACAAACAGAUGAGUGAACUUUUAGACGAAAAGCUUCCUCUAGAAGAAGGAGACAUUGAAGCUCUUAAAAAGACACAUUCUGUACGAUUGGAGGAAGGCUUAAAACAUAUCUUAAAGAUGUAUAGUGAUCCAAUCGCAACUGUGAAAAUGACAGACACACUAUUUAAUGUGCACGAAAGAGUUUACACCCCUCUUUUGAGAUGUUUUACAAUUGAACUGCAUAGACUGAUUCCAGAAACAGCGGACACAGAUGAAAUAUUGAAAAAGGACGAGCAAGCAAGAAUUACACCAUUUUUACUGAAAUUUGAGCAAUUAAUAAUUAAAAUAAAUCCUGCUGCAACUAAUGUAAUUGGAGGAUACAUAUCUCGUUUCACACAGACCAAUAUAGAGAAAUCUGAAAGCUGCUGCAAAGAGGUUUUUGAAGAAAUCUAUACGCAGCAAAUACAAAAAGAAGCACCGAAACGAAAAUCGCUUGAGGCAAAGUACUAUGAGCAAGCAGUUGGACCAGCCAAAGACAAAGUUUUUCAAGAUAUGAUUUCACAAAUUCCGGGACCUCCAAAAAAUGUAACUGUGAACUUAGAAACUAAAAUGUUAUCUUGGGAGAAACCGCUAACAAACGCUGAUGCUGUCAAUUACUAUUUUGUUGAAUGGUACAGAGAAGGAAAGGACCCUAAACGAAUCCAGGUUCACACUACUUUUUUUAAAUUUGAAAAGCUUAAAUCUAACACAAACUACUUCAUUAAAGUUCAAGGAUUUAAUGACGAUAAAAAAAGGCUUGGUGAAUAUAGUAUUGUGUGUACUUGCCAGACAGGAGCUGGAAAACCUGAAAAACCAAAGAAGCCUGAAAUAAGUCCACAAACAGAGGAAACAGUUCAACUUAUAGUUACAAUGUUGUCUGAGGCUGAGCAAAACGGGAGUCCAGUCACAGAAAUCAUUAUCAAAAGAAGUAGUAAUAGAAAUUCAACAUGGGAAGCUCACCAUUUUCAAAUAGAAUCUUCUCAAGGAGAAUUUCAGAGACAUGCUCUGACAGUUCACGCAAACUUUAAAAUUAAUGAGGAAAUAUUGUAUUUUCAAGUUCAAUUUAUGAACAAAGUUGGACUAAGUGAACCAAGUGAUUAUGCUGAACUAAAAGUAGCCGAAAUGAUACCAGGGAAACCAGAGAAUAUCAAAGCCAUUACUAUGGCAAGACAAAUUCAAGUGACUUGGGAUAUUCCAAUAAUUAACCCAGGAGCAGUAAACAGCUACCUCAUUCAGUGUUGGGGGGAAAAGGGAUGUGAACAAGAGCUGAUUGCCAGGCGUGAUGACAGAUCUCUGCAAGUAACGUCACUAAGUCCAUAUACAGAGUACAAAAUCCGAGUCUAUGCUACAAAUGAGAAAAACAGUACAGCCAAUGUAUAUGGCACUGUAAAUGUGCAAACACUAGCUGACGUUCCAGACAAACCUCACCCACUGACUAUCAAAGUGACCUCAGCCAGUAAAGCAACCAUAACAUUCUAUCAACAAAAGCCAGACGAAGAAAAUGGGAGCCCAGUUAAAAAUAUAUACAUUGAGCAACAAAUUAAAGAAACUGAACAAGCUACGAAAUGGACUGUAGUGAAAAAUCACUCACUGAUGGAUUCAAAUCAGAGUGAUUUAGCAAAUAUAAAUUUGCCUAUUGAAUUAUUAAUCGAACCUUCUAUUAGCUGCUAUCGUGUUGUAACUGUCAAUUCAAUUGGAAGAAGUGAACCAAGCCAAGCGGUAGAGGUAAACCCUGAAAACAUUUUCCCGGGAUCACCCGAGGAGCUUGAAGCAACUACAAUUCAAAGCAAUUCUAUAACUAUUAAUUGGAAAAAAACAGGAAUUAACCCACUAGCAUCAAAGCAGUACCAGAUACAGCACAAAAAAGUCAAAGGAGGAGCAACAUGUCUUUCCAAAAUAGUAGACACACAUUCAUGCACUGUAUCUGAGCUUCGGCCCAACACUGAGUACACUUUCACUGUAAAAGCUUUAAACGGAACCCUAUUGUCGGAGGAAGCUACACUACUUGUAUGCACACCACCCUCUGUACCACCAAGGCCAACGCCACCAAUUUUGAUACCAAGAGGAAAAGAAUUUAUAUUAAAGGCACAUCUACCCCCAGUUGAAGAGAGUGGAAGAGAAGUUGAACAGCUUCAUGUUAACUAUCACAGCUAUGAUACAACUACAAAACAAACAAUGGAAUUCAAGAUUGAACGUAGAGAAGCAAUAGAGGACAAUACUCACGAGCAGCAAAUACAAGUCAACAUCGAUGAAAUAUGCUGGAUAAGUAUUAGUCUAAGCAAUGAGGUUGGAAAGAGUCAAGAAAGUGACUUAGUUGGUCUCUCUUAUGGUGAUGUCACUCCUGGUCAACCCAAUAAACUGGAAUGCACAACAGAAGCUCGAAGUGUCAAGCUAACAUGGAAUGUACCAAGAGUAAAUGGAAAUGCAGCUAAACACUACGAGCUUUUUAUAAAAGAUACGAAGGAUCAUAACUGGAUGAUACUAGAAAAUGCCUCAUUGCAUCAAGUAAGGCUUAACGAAACUCUUUAUUAUGAAGCGACAGUAAAUGAUCUUAGUCCAUUCACAACUUAUCAGUUUGGAGUACAAGCUGUGAAUAACACAACCAGAAACAUUUGUGUAGGAGAUCGAAGUUUAAUAGAGACUACCACAAACAUAGCUCCUCCUGACAAACCCCUUAAACCACUAACAGUUGAGCCUAUUAUGGGAGAACCAUUACAUGCCAAGCUACAGCUCAAGAUGCUAACAAAACAACUAAUGAACGGAAGUCCCGUAGACAGUGUAAUUAUUGAAUGUGAGUACAACGAGGAAACAAUAUGUUCAGAAGUGUUAUUAACAGCCGAGCAACAGAUUGAAAACACAAAUACACUGCUAACGAUUGGACUACCUAAUAUACACGACUCACAAAACAAGCUGUGUUCAUUCCUGAUCAGAAUGAAAAAUGAAGCUGGGGAGAGCCCUCCAAGUGAUGCGUUCUUAUUUCCAGUUUCAGACCUACAGCCAGGACCACCAAAAAACAUAAAGAUCUCAGAUGUCACAGCUCACACGUUAAGAGUUCUAUGGGAAGUGCCCAAUAUCCAUCCGGCACUAGUUACACUCUAUGAAGUUCAGUACAGUGCGGUUCAAACUCAUCGAAACAGAGAAGCAAAAUCUUUUCAUGUCAAAAGAGACGCAAAUGAAUUUACAAUCUCUAAUCUUUGUUCAAACCAAAAGUACAGUAUCAAAGUUAUUGCCAUGGCUACAAAACACAGCAAGCCAAUACACACAAAUGCCACUACACUCAAGAUUCAUCCUGGUGCCCCAACUUCUCUUGUUGUCGACAAAUUAAGUAGUGAUAGCAUCAAGGUUCGAUGGAGAAAGCCAAAGGAAAAUUCUGAAGAGGUAUAUUUCUAUACAGUCAAGCUAAGACAAGGCAAUUACAUAAAAGCAACUGAAAAACAAGUUCACGAAGAGAAUAUUCCCAAGGUGAAACAAAUGCGACGUACCCUGGGACACUCCACAGUUUUUAAUCAUCUGGAUUCCUUUAAAACCUACACAGUCAGCGUAAGCUCCUACAAUGAUAACAAAGAAACACACGAGAAUGAUGCUACAAUACAUUUAGUUUUUGAAACCAAAAUGAAGACUGGUGCUAGAGUAGCCCUGCAAGUAGCUACGAUACCGACGAUGUUUGUUCCAAAUAUUAUAGGAAACAAACAAAAAUGUGACGAAAAUAUUUAUCCAUCUGAUGAUGAAUUUAAGGAUGACCCAGAUGAUGAUGAAUUUAAGGAUGACCCAGAUAUACAUUUAAGUGCCCCAAACGAUUUAAAAUGGGAAAUGGUUGGAAAAAACAAAGUAAAAAUUUAUUGGAAGCAACCGAUACAUAAUUCAGAAGAAUUGCAUCACUUCGAGGUUCAAGUAUCGGAGCAAGGUGGUGGGAGGAUACUUCAUGACAUUGAAAGCUUUGGAACUAGUGAAACAUUUAAAGUUGCUGACUUAGCAACGAAAUGCUACGAAGUUAGUGUUACUUCUUUCAACUUUUAUGGAGAAAAAGGAGAUGAGGCCACUUUAUUCAUAGGAGGAGAUUCACACACAUGCACAUGAACAAUGCACGGGAAAAAAAAAGAUUUUAGUAAAAGUAUAAAUUAUCGUUGAGUGUCCAUACAAAUAACUUGAGUUGUUUUACUUAUAGUAAUACAUCUAAGCAAUAAUUAAUAUUAAGUACGGUAGCCACUUUUAAUUUGUACCUCUUUAUAUAUAUAUAUAUAUACACAAUUUGUGCUUUCAAAAUUAGACUAUAUAGCUAAUAGCUACAAUGCAUAAUAAUAUUUAGAACAACUAUACUGUAUUUUCUUGAUUAACGCGAGUGCGUUUAUUUUUUCAAUUGUAAACAAAUUAUGAUGUUGAAGUACGUAUACCUAGCUUGAGUAGACAGACGCCUGUACGCACCUUAGUCUAAACUUGCGUGAGAAAUGAUCAACCAGAGCCAACUACUAAGCAGAAUAGCUAAGUUUUGAACUAUCAAGAAAUAGAAAAUGAAGCAUUCCUUUGUAAAUCCACUAAUACCAAUCCAAGAAAAAACAAAACGUGACUAGAAGUCAGUUAAGCAUGGUCCAAUUAACCUUCCGUUAAGAAAGAAGGUAGUUCUAGAGCUAUUGAUUAUGUGUUAA
Molecule: messenger RNA, 6040 nt
Organism: Halichondria panicea
Lineage: Eukaryota; Metazoa; Porifera; Demospongiae; Suberitida; Halichondriidae
Product: tyrosine-protein phosphatase Lar-like
Exons: 5
Coding region: 144-5474 (1776 amino acids)
Molecular function (GO): protein binding; GTPase activity; GTP binding
Source: RefSeq, a predicted model, not a curated record